AUGACACCGAGCAAGAGAAUGACAAAGAAACUCCAGGGAUCGGCCCGGGGGGAGGGAGAGGGGGGGGGCAGGAACCCCCCGGAGGAAGGGGAGCACAGGGAAGGGUCUGGGGGCACCUGCAGGGACCGGCACAGAGGGAGGGGGAAAGGCGACGGAAGGAGGAAAAGCAGCCCCGAACCUUUGUGCCCAAAGAGCCGCGGGAGGCUCUGCCAGCCCCGGCGGUUCGGCCGCGGCCCGCCCGGUUCUGGGUGCCGAUGGACAGCACAGAGGGACCCGCACCCGCAGGACGGGUCCGCAGCGGAACCGGAGCAGGCACACCCCGGGUGCAGAACGCCUCUCCGGGCCGGGCCGGACCGGACCCUCGCCCCCAGCCCCUCCCCAUCUCACCCGUCCGGACGCGUGUCUCCUGCCCUGGGCCAUGUUCCGCGGGGCUCAGGCUCCGAUCCGCGCUCUGCUCAUGGCCCGCAGCGAUCCCGCGGCGGGGGAGGAGCUGACAGCCCGGAACCCAUCCCGGGCCGCCCGGUUCCGCUCUGCUCUGGGCCCAGUUCCGUGCCCGGGGACAUCGGCUCCGCGCUGCCGGGGCCCACGCUGCGCCAGAGCCGCUGCGGCGUGCUGGGUCCUAACGCACCCGGGCUGCUGCACCACUGCCUGGCCACCGGCAUGGCUACCAACACGGCCACUGCCUGGCCACCGGCAUGGCCACCGGCAUGGCUACCGGCAUGGCUACCAACACGGCCACUGCCUGGCCACCGGCAUGGCUACCGGCAUGGCUACCAACACGGCCACUGCCUGGCCACCGGCAUGGCUACUGGCAUGGCCACCAACACAGCCACCAGUCUGGCCAUCAGCCUGGCCACCGGCAUGGCUACCAACACGGCCACCAGCAUGGCCACCAACAACGGGAUCCAGGGAGCAGCGGGGAGGGGUCCUGCAGCCCCCUGGAUGGGGAUCGGCGGGGGCUGCUCGGGGGCUCGCAACCGGCACCGGUGUCGGUCCCGGUCCGGUUUAUCCAGCACCGAGACCCCCACCCGCGUAAUUAUCACCGCUAAUGAAGCAGCGGUUCUGCCCAGGGCUGGGGUUCGGGUCCCGCCGGGCACUGACCCGGACACUUCCCCCUGUUCUGCAGGUUCUGCAGGUUCCCGGAUCCCAGCGGUGCCGCCCGCCCCCGCCCUGACCCGGAGUCGGCCCGCGGCACCAAAGAGCCGCCGCCAGAUGCCCAGGAGGAAAGAGGUUCCGGCCCUGGUCCGUUUGUGCCUGCAGAGCCUGGCCCGGCACAUGCAGAGCCUGUGGGUGAAGGACUACAGCGAGAAUUACCUGGACGAGUAUGAGUUCCGCUUCGUUAUGGGCCCUUUCAACGACCUGGCUGGUAACUUGGUCCAGGAGCUGAUCCGGUUGCUGGGUGAGAGCCGGCGGCUGAGCAGGGCAGCUCUGCACCUCCUGCUGCUGCCCCACCUGCAGGAGCUGAGCCUCCAGCCCUGCCCCGGCCUGGCCAGCAAUGCCAUCGGGCACCUCAUUGUCCUGCGGUGCAAGAGCCUGAGCUCCCUGGACCUGCGUGGCUGCAGCCGUCUCUCCCCGGGGGUGCUGGUGGACCUGGCAGAGGGGCUGCCCGGGAUGCGGUGCCUGGGGCUGGCUGAGACCCAGACCAACACCCGGGUGCUCUCGGCCCUGGGCUCCUGCUGCCGGCGCCUGCAGGAACUGGAUAUCUCCUGCUGCAAGAAGGUGUCCCCGCUCGCCCUGUGGCACCUGGCCUACGACCCCCUGGAGAGGACCCUCUGCUGCCCCGCGCUCCGCGUGCUGCUGGCCCGGGGGCUGGAGCCCCAUGGGGUCGGUGAGAUGGUGACAGCGCUGGCGUUCCUGCUGCUGGCCCUGCCCAGCCUGCAGUUCCUGGCCCACAGCGCCGUGCCCGACGCCCUGCGCCUGCUCCACGAGCGGCAGCUGAGCAGCACGGGGCAGCCCCAGGGCUUCCCCUCCCUGGAGGAGCUGGCCCGGGAGCGGGGGGCUGUCCCGGGGGUCUGCCGGCUCACCCUGCCCCUGCGGCGGCUGGAGGAGGUGGAGGAGCCCGCCCUGGCCGCCGUCCUGGCCGUCUGUCCCCAGGCUGAGGAGGCCGGGGUGUGGCUGGGGGACACCCCGGGGCUGGCCCCGGAGCUGCCGCGCUGGUGCCGCCUGUCCCGGCUGUCCCUGGGCUGCAGGGGGCGGCGGGGCCGGGCGCUGGCGGAGGUUCUGCCGCUGAUCCGGAGCCUGGGUCCCCGCCUCCAGUCCCUGGCCCUGCACGGCUUCUGCUGCCCCCAGGAGCUGACCCUGCCCGCCCUGCUGGGCAGCUGCCCGGGGCUCCGGACCUUCAGCGCCGAGCUGCACGCCCCCCCCGACACCUCCCCUGACGGCGAGACCCCCGCCCAGCCCCCCCGCUGGGACACCCACCUGCUGCCCCGUGGCUUCCCCCAGCUCCGCAGCUUCUCCCUCACCAUGGACGGCACCUUCCCGGCCCGGUCCGGCCCGGUGCUGUGUGCCACGCUGGCCUCGGUGCUGUGCCGGGCCCCCCACCUGCAGACCCUGCGCCUACUCGGUGUCCCCUUCCCCCUGGGCUCCGUGUUCCGUUCGGUGCUGGCGGAGCCGGGGCCGCCCCUGCUGGAGCUGCGGGAGCUCUCGCUGGCCCAGAGCUGCGUCUGCAGCGGGACGGUGUGGCUACUGCUGGCCUCCGAGGGCCACCUGCGCCGGCUGGACCUGUCCCACUGCCGGGACAUCCACCGGCGGGACUACGACAGCUUCCUGCGGGCGGUGCGGGAGCAGCGCUUGGACCUGGACAUCUCCUGGGAGUAGCCCGGGGCUCUUUAAUAAAGAUUCGUACCGCGGGCGGUACCGUCUGCCCCGUCCCGUCGGUGCCAGCCCUGCCGCCCCCCUGCCCGCAGCCCGCGGGG
Messenger RNA from Calypte anna (Anna's hummingbird), 2915 nucleotides. RefSeq lists its product as uncharacterized. NCBI's taxonomy places the organism in Eukaryota, Metazoa, Chordata, Aves, Apodiformes, Trochilidae. The record is from RefSeq and is a predicted model, not a curated record. Gene Ontology annotation, cellular component: SCF ubiquitin ligase complex. The transcript is spliced from 6 exons. Gene Ontology annotation, biological process: SCF-dependent proteasomal ubiquitin-dependent protein catabolic process. The coding region runs from base 1 to 2817 and encodes 938 amino acids.